GGAUAUUGAUUUAUUGCUGAGAAAAAUUUUCUCUUUAGGAAUUCUGGACCAGGAAGUUCCACGUGGCACUGAGCAUGGAUAAGAUACAGCAGAUGCACCCGGCGUGACCCUUCUGGACCAGGUAUUCGGCCUAAUGGCAGCCCGGGCCCAAGUGGUGAUGGCUUCUGUCCUGGUUUAUUUGAUCCCGCUUCCUGGAGCCAGAUGCGAGGAGAACUGUGUCAACGCUGAACAUUGCCUGUCCACCGACUGGGUGCAUCUCUGGUAUAUAUGGUUGCUGGUGGUGGUUGGCGCGCUGCUUCUCCUGUGCGGCCUGACUUCAGUAUGCUUCCGCUGCUGUCUGAGCCGCCCGGAAAAUGGGGAAGAUGGGGCCCCAUCACCGUAUGAAGUGACUGUCAUUGCUUUUGACCACGACAGCACUCUGCAGAGUACCAUCACAUCCCUUCAGUCUGUGUUUGGCCCUGCAGCUCGGAGAAUACUGGCCGUGACCCACGCACACAGCAACCUGGGCCAGCUGCACUCCUCUCUGGACACACUUCCAGGCUAUGAGGAAGCUCUUGGCAUGAGCCGUUUCACAGUGGCAAGGUGUGGGCAGAAAGCACCUGACUUACCCUCAGUACCAGAAGAAAAGCAGCUGCCUCCCCCAGGGAAGGACUCUUCUCAGACAGAACUCCCACCACAAUGAUGGGAAUGUUGAUGGUAUUCCAAGUAUCCAAGACAUCCUUAGAGUUGGGAAAGAUCCCCAGAUAUGUAGAAUGUUUUCUUUUGUACCACCCAGAAAGUUCAGGAUACCACCUGGACAUUGGUGUGUCAGCAAGAUAGGUUCUCACUCUUCAUUUACAACAAUAUAUUUUUUCUAAUACACAAUUGGAAUUCUAACUUCUUAUCCAAUGGUCAAAAUUUGCAACUCACCUUUAGCUAUAUUGAUUACUACCAAAGCAGGGGAGCAUUAAGGUGUCUUGAAUUCCUUCAACUAUGGCGUGCAUAUAAAGUUCCUUUAACCCAGAUGAUACCGCAAAUUGCUCUUCUCUCUGCUUGACUGUGGUAACCUUGAAGGGAAACACAAUGCAAGCAUAACCAUUGAUGUUAGUGCACCAAACACAUGCAUCUGUUCUUCUAGGGAGCAACCACCAUUAUGCUGAACAAUGAUGGCCACUUACACAUCAUAUAAUACCAACCUGGACUUGUAGAUUACAGGGCUGGGGGUGCUGGUAAGAGUGGAGAGACUAUAAUAUAGUGUGUGCCACAUGUCAAAACCUUUCUAUCACUUUGGCCCUACACAAAGUGUGAAACAUGGCAUAGAGAACAGUAAUGGUUCUAGAAACUCUUUAGAGCCUUGUCCUGAAAACACUGGUACACACACACACACACACACACACACACACACACACACACACACACACACACACACACACAGGCGUGUACACAUGCUCUUUUUAGACUCUGAAGGAAAGCAUUGCUUUGCUUCUUUCCUUCCUGUUUUCAGCAUGUAAAGUCUUCACCCUGUGAAAUUUAGACUCACACUGGGCUCUAGAGGUGGUCCUUACUGCCACCUAGUGGAGCUAUGGCUGAUAAUGCAUCCCUUUCAUUGAGCUCUACACCUCUCCAAUUCUCAAAGUACUAAACGCUACCUUAAGCCUGGAACCUGCUGAGUGAGUAGUGUCAAGCUAUCCUGGUCACAUACUACCUUCUAAAAUAUUAUCAUUGCAAUCAAAGAAGUGAGAUGUACCCUGGGAAAGCUACUGAGAAAAGUUACUGAAAUCUUGGAAGGAUUUUCUCAUCUGUAAAUUACACAUGAUUGUGCACAAAAAAGAACACAAACACCCAAGGCGUGAUUUGUAAAGUGUGUGUGUUACUUCUUAUUAUUUUUCCUGUUGUCACCCACUCUUCAGUGCCCUGCAGUGACUCCACUGAGAAUUAUGUUCUGCUUUGUCCCUUCUUCCUGUCUGCUGUGUUACUGUAAAGUCAUACCUAAAGUGACUUUAUUUUAUCAAUAAAAAUGUCUUGAUUGAGAUAAA
Messenger RNA from Peromyscus maniculatus bairdii (prairie deer mouse), 2015 nucleotides. RefSeq names its product transmembrane protein 52B (gene Tmem52b). Lineage: Eukaryota; Metazoa; Chordata; Mammalia; Rodentia; Cricetidae. The record is from RefSeq and is a predicted model, not a curated record.